UUUUACGCUCUGCUCACCUCUCCGCGUAGUAAAGCCUCUCCACGCCGCCGCUCCGUCACCAGUCUGCCGGUGGUCUGAGGGCCGUCACUGAGGCUCCACCGGCAACGAGACAACGGACACAGUAUCGAACACCACCCCCCCUCCCCUCCCCUCCCCUCCUCUUAACCCUCCUCCUCCUCCUCCUCAUCCUCCUCAUCUGGCUGUUGCUGCGCUUCUGCUGCAGAGUCCAAGUUCAGGUGAGCCUCGUCACCGACACAACAAGUCCUCUCCCCGGUUCCGACCGGGAUGCUUGCUCCAUCCCGUUAAAUGGGAUGUUAUAAAUGGGCCGCGCAGGAUGUGAAGCCUCGCUAGAAGAAGCAGGAGGAUGGCUAAACCAGGCUUGUCUGCGGCGGUGCUGCUGCUCCUGCUGGGCUUCCUGUCGGUGUCCUCCGUUAAUGCCGACACCCUGCUGUCAGCUCCGCUCAAUGUGACCAUCAGAGAGAUUGAGGUCAACUCUGCUAUGGUCACGUGGGAAAUCUUGGAGGGGGACCCCGUCAUCGGCUUUGCCAUCACCCAACAGAAGAAGGAUGUACGCAUGCUGAGAUUCAUCCAGGAAGUGAACACCACCACGCGCUCCUGUGCAUUGUGGGAUCUGGAUGAGGACACGGAGUACAUCGUUCACGUUCAGAGCAUUAGCAUGGGAGGCAGCAGCCCCCCCAGUGAGCCGGUCCUUUUCAGAACGCCCAAAGAGUCGGAGAAGAUGGCGUCUAAGAGCCCAGACGAGGUGACGAUGGAGGAAGUUGGUCAGGCUGCCCAGCUGAGGGCUGGAGAACUCAUCAUCAUUGUAGUGGUGCUCAUCAUGUGGGCAGGGGUGAUCGCCCUGUUUUGUCGUCAGUAUGACAUCAUCAAAGACAACGAGCCCAACAACAACAAGGACAAAGCCAAGAACUCCUCAGAGUGCAGUACUCCAGAGCACCCACAGGGGGGGCUACUGCGGAGCAAUGUCUAAGACCAGCCCUGCAUAGCCUUGUGCAAUAACCAACUCCUCGAACCUCAGGAUAGGUGAGGAACAGGAAAUCUUUAUUUACUGUCAUCUACAAAAAGGACUCAUUUUAUGUAAUACCUCAUAUAAAUACUUACUAUAUUUAUUUCAAUGCUUUUUUUCUUUUUGCUCCAUUUUGUUAAUACGCUUCUGCAACAACCUAAAUCCCCCCCACCAUCUUAUCCUCAAGGGACCAUCUCUUCAUUAAUUUACGGUUUUCUCUCUGAUUCCCAUAUAUUUUGACAGCCCACCAUGCUUUUUAUGGUUUUAAACUAGUUUCUGUUGUGUGUGAAUUUUUUUUUCUUCCAGUUUCUCAACAUGCUGAAGUGUUGCAUGGGGCUGAGCAAUAGUCGUCAUCUAAGCCAAAAACACUAGAGCAAAAGUGUAUGUAUGUACAGUAAAUUUGUUUCUUCCAGACCCUGAGACCAACAGAAAGCCAUUCUCAGACAUCAUCGUUCUGAAGAAUCGAUAAACCAUUACAGAAACUCUUCUCUACACAGUGAAGAACUCUUCAGAAACAAUGGACACCAAUCUGAACUUGCAGAAUCGAAUGUUGCAAAUGGUCAAACAGGAAACAGAAGAGGACAAAACUACAUUCACCUUUGUUGUGACCAAAAGUGGACUGUAGCCUACUUGGAGUGGACAGCCAAUAUAGACACAAGGGGACGUAAUUUCUUCGUGACAAGAACUGCUUGAUUCAUACGUUCUGGUUACUCUCCAUCAGUGGCAUCGAAUCCCAGGAGCGGAUCGUCAAACAUGAAUGUCUGAGUGUUGUUUUUCUUUUCGUCAACUUCAGGUUUGUAUCACUGGUCAGAGAUGGCAGAAAUGUAGGUUGCCUCGCAAGGUCCAGGUAUCAGUCAGCACACAACUAAAGAAGCUAAGCUCUGUUUUAAACCAAGGACUUUCUCUUUUUCUAUCUCUCAUCCACAUUGCCUCCUUUCUGUCUUUAUUACAGCCCUUUGUGUAGCAGCUCAUCUCCAUCUAUUUCUUUCUGUGUCUGUGUCUCUCUAAUAAUAAUGUUGCCGUUUGGUGCUCCUCCUAUUGUGAUUGUUUGAGCCCUCACAAUCCCAAUCUUUAUUACGGUAUUGUUUUGUUAUUCGUCAGAAGUAUUGCACACUGAGUCACGUCUCCUGCCUUUCUCUCUCUGCGUCAUCAGUUAAAUGAUGCAUCUGUUUUUCUCUCCCCUUUCUGAACUGGAACCUUAAUGCCAGUUCAGGGAUAAAAUCGGACACAUUUUUUACAGCGCCCAAUAUUUUCCUUGUAUGAGUUGGAUGAUGCUGUCUGAAUACAGCCAUGAUUCAGACAAAGUUCGAGGAUUGACCAGGCAAUGUCUCCUCACAGCGGUGUCUCACUCCAAAUCAAAAUUUUGGUUUGAAAUCCAGAAGUUAACUUCAGUGUCAAACUUUUAAAAGACUGGCAUGGCUGGAAAGUUACUGAUUUAGAUUCAAAUUGAAGUGUUUUGUUCAUCACUAUAUAUUCAGCACCAUAUGCUGCCUGUGGUCUGCAACAGGAUGUGCAGGGAAUAAGGAUGGAGAUACGCAGGGCAUCUUUCCUAAUGUAUACACUGGGCAAAUUUUGGCUGGGUUUCCACUCUGGUUUGGCUAAAGAACAGCAGGGAUGGCAGGCUGUAGAAGCACACAGAUGAUCCACUCAGCUGUGUGGCUGAACCCUGUUUUGAAAUGUAAACCAUUUUCUCUCAGACCCCCCUCUGAAAGUAUCAUUAACAUUCAUCAUAAGCAAUUACUUACUUCUGUAAAUUGUGCUGAAAUAAGUAAUUACUGAAUCAAUUAGUUUGACAGAAAAUUAAUUGAUGACAGUUUUGAUAAUCAUUUUAGUCAUUUAAAAAGUCCAAACAUCAGAAGUUUGAGGAUUUAUAUACCCUUCAUCAUACAGUACCACAUCAUACCAUUAUCACAUUUGUGUUUAUUUACUGUUGGGCAGACAGCAUAAGCAAUUUGAGUACACCACAUUGAUAACUGUGACAUUUUAUAGGGGAAGUAAUCAAUUUAAGGUCAAUAUUCUAUAUUUUCCUUCUUGUCAAAAAAUCUAAUGAAAAGACCAAAAUCAACAAUGAACAGAUGAACUGACUGUAAUAACAAGUGUUGUGUCUGUGUGUAGCCAAAGCCUGAUAUGUAUCUUAUUCCCCCUUGCCAUAGCCAGAGCUCCAUUGUUGUCUAAAAAACGAUUAUAAACACAAUGACACACAUCGUUGCACUUGGUGAAACGUUCCUUCAUUGCAAUGAACAUGGGCACUGUAGUUUAUUUUGAGUCAAUCCCACAACAUCCUGCUGCUGUAAAAACUCCCUGGUGCAUCAAAUGUGUAUUAAUCCACAGCCGAAAAUAGUCCAACAAAUGCACUAUUUACUCCUGUUUAAGUAACAUUUGCUAAAAACUACAGUGCCCAGCUGUUUUAGGAAAUUACUUGUGCCAACAGCACGAAUAGGAUGUUUGUCUCCCGAGCCAGUGAUUCCGUCUUCUUAGCCAUGACUACAUCCAUUUCUCUUUUUUUAUUUUGCGAUGCGAAACAUAGCACACACAAAUGCAACCAGCUGAUGACGACAGUCCGCCUCCAUGUUUGUUUUUUUCUAAAGUCACGUUUGAUCACACGAGUUUCUGUGAGAUCCCAAGUCUCUGGAAUCGCCACUCUGAAAUCGUUUAGUGUAAACGGCAACUGUGUGGUCCUGCGUCUUGACUGAAUUGUCUGGUGUGUGCGUCCUUACAAUUCAAAUAUCAAAAAACAGUUAACUCUGUCGCUACGUCUGUGGUCUCCCACGUUUUUAAAAUCAGUUAGAAUUUGAAAAUCCUCUAGUGUGCACCAGGCAUAACACAUGGUUUUGGUCUUUUCAAAAAGAAAAAUAUAGAAUAAUGUCUAAUCCUUAAAAGCAAAAACAAACGGAAAGAUUAAUCAAUGAGGAAAAUCAUUAUUAUUUGCAGCCCUAAUUCUUAAGCACAUUUGAACAUUCUAUUAUUAAAGGAGAAAUCAUAGCAUACAUAUUCAUUACCUUUCCACUUAUUUAGUUACCGCUUCAUCAAGGGUUUUAUGUGAAGGAGCAUCACACAAUCAGAAGUAUACAGCUAAAGAUAAAGCGUCAUUAUCUUCUUUGGGGCUUCCUGUUCAAUUAUGAUGUGCUAUCCACAUAACUGCAAAUAUAUUGGACCCCAACGCCUGAACACCGGCGCUCCGACCAGUUGAGUUCACUAAAAAGCACUGCGAAGCUGAACUCAGCAGACUUGCAGCCAUAUUAGAGAUAAUGAGUGAAUGUCUGAAUGCCUCGCUGGUUGAGAUGACUGCUAAUCAGCACCACAUACACACAUAUACUGUAUACACACACACACACACACACACACAUAUAUACACAUGCUGGAUUUAAAUACUGCCCUCCUGUGCUGAGAGAGAGACAGCCAUUACUUUUUCAUCUCAAUCAUCAGUUCUGCCAGCACACCGGGCCCUCACCCUGCCAUCCAUUUUUCACCCUCUCCUUUCUCUGUCUCCAGCCACCCUCAUCCGCCAUCAUUCUCCCGUUUAUGACUUUCCCCUCACUUUCUAUCUCUCUGUCACAAUGCUCUCUUUCUCAUAUAUCAUUCCACCCUUCCUUGUUUCUCCCCUUCACCAGUUUGUCCUCACUUCUCUUCCCCCCCCAGCUUCCCUCUCCCCUGUUUCUCGUGAUAUCCACUCUCAGACCUCCGUUAGCCGCCUUCUCCCUCGCCGCAUCAGCUCAUGUCUGUUUUAUUCGGCGCCGGCCCACUGCCUAUCCCUCACUCCUCUGCUAUUUAUCACCUUUUUGUCUCAGACCGGCGUGGAUGGACGCUUCACCUGGUAAACAAGUAAAGCGGAAUAGACUAGAGGGAGGAGGACAAUGUAAGAAUCAAUGAAAGAGGAGAACUGACAGGUAAGGUAGAGAUAAGAUGAGUGAGGAAAGAAGGAGAGGAAGUAAGGAAGAUGCACUUUUAUACACUAUUAAUAAGCACAUACCUAAAGGUUGAGUUUUAUAAGUGCGUUUAAAAAGGCAUAGGAACAGGACUUGUCAGAUGUAAGAAGGACACAUAAUUGACUGUUCGUUAAAGUCCACCCCUGAACAGCGACGGUUGGAGUUUGGAGGGUGGUGUCUUUUUUUUUUCUUUUUUGCCUUGCCAAAACCAAAAACACAACAUGCAUGUCCGUUUACAACUAGCACGUCCAUUGUGUAGCAUUUCCCCACUGUGUAGAAGCCGGUCCUGGUUGUUAUCACCAGAGUUUAGGCUAACGUUCGCAGCUCUGUCUUGCUCGUUACUGGAAUUGCGGAAGUUUACACUGUGGCAAUCCCACCCAACGCUACCCGAGAUAGUGUUACAUUUGCCAAACACGUUAUUUAGUCCUCAUCCCAAAAGCCUUUUCUCUUGUAACGUAAAAGUGAAAACAUACAGUUUGAAAGUGCGAACAAGUAUCUAAGAUAAGCAGCCAACUGUUAUGUUAGAAGAAAUAACAGUGUGAUCUUACAUUUUUCUGUACUUAUUGUACUUAAUAAUACUAGGAGCUCUACACUGCGAUACAAGUACAAUACUGUAUUUUUAUUUCUGUCUUCUACAUGUAUCGUCAAUUCAUACCUGCCAACACUCCCGUUUCUCCCGCAUUUCAAGGCCAUCUCCCAGCCCCCUCCCGUUUUGUUGUUUCUCCCGGGAAAACUCCCGUAAUGUGCAUGGCCCUCAAACUUUAUUAUGAAUACACAGAUCCAAGUUUUGGAUGUUUGUCUGACGUCACCCAAGAUGCCAGAUCGUCUACGAAACACAUCCACACCACACAAUCCACACACUGCAUACAAUUUCAGCCCAUCUGUUAUUGCAACCGGCCACACCCCGAUCCAAGGGGCGUGUGCGCAGGUGCUUUCUGCACAGGCAGACGGGCCAGCUAACUUAACGUUAGCUGUGUUCAAAUAAAAUGUCAGGGCAUGACAGCGUAGCAGAUAGCUGAAAAAAAAAAGUGGUUUAAAAGUGGUAAAAAAAAAUCCUUAUCAAACUUACAUGAUCAAAAAACAAUUGAGUAACCUAACACCCCUUAAAAAUUUUGCCUUUGUUGACCUCCAGAGAUUUAACUUCUCACGUUGUUCCAGUGAUGGACACCAUGACAUCACCUUUGGGUGUGGUUACAAAUGCAACAAAGCACAUUUCAGACCACACCCAACCACAUCCUGUCAAAGGUGAAACAGACUUGAAACGUUCAACCUCAGAGAGCAGUGAAACACUGCUUUUCAGCCUGGUGUUAAGUUACUCUUAAAUGUAGGCUGAAGCUGAAAAUAAUUAACAGAUUCAUACACAAGUCUCUCAAGCCAGAAUGGGUGUAAAACAAAUCCAUCUAGAGAGAGAAGAGAUUAAACGAAUGACUGUGUAGAAUGAAUAAGUGACUCAAGUGGUGGUCUGUUAACUCAAGCUGGUUGUAGAGAGAAACCAUCUGACAUCUUUGAGAAACAAAGAGAAAUAGACUAAAACAGCAGAUUUGUGAUUUAAGAAGCAUGUGAUACUUGAAGCGAUGACAGAAGUGGGACAUCAUGGUUGGCCUGAAGAACACAGUAGAAUUAAAGAACAAGCAUGUCUGACAAAGUAGACACUGGGGAUUUGAAUGUCAAGCCUGUUAGAAGCUGGAAAAAGGAGUGGUUGUUGUUGCUCCGUCGGCACAGAUGGACCAAGUGUAAGCAGGGAAAGACUCUGGAAGUAUUUCUAAACCAUACCCUUUUCCUGUUUCAGGGGGGCUGAUCGAGUUUACCCCAGCCCUUACUCUAACGUUUGCUCUUUAAAGGAACAGUCCUAAAACUUGGGGAAUGUGCUUGUUUGCUGUUAAAUCCAGUCAGAUGUGAAUGAGGCGUUGUGCUAAGCUAGGCUAGCCUGGAUCAUGAAUCAUUGCACGUAUCACUGACUUGAUGCGAAUAGGUCUGGUGUUGUGCCAACACCUCUAGUUGGAUUAACAGUCGACCAAUUAGAGCUUUGUAGGAAGGAUUAAGAAUGGGGACGUCAUCUUUAUAGCCGGCUAGCUACCUAGAUACAUCCAUGAAAAAUAGCGACAGGAAAAUAUUGACAGAAAUGUCAUCAAGCAUGGAUGAGACUGAUGCAGCUUUACAAGUUGUUGUAAGUCAUUUUACAGAAAUAACUCUUAAAUUUGACGCUUUUUUAAAAAUUGGUUAAAUGUUUCUACCACAGCUGCUGUGUGGACUGAAAGUGGCGUGGCAGGACGGAUACAUCACUCAGACAAAACAAUAUUAACCCCCUUCCGACACUAAAUCAGCUGACGUUAACACAAUGUCAAACUGAAUGAAUCAAGGGAAACAAAAUGGCAAUUCAGUCUGAUUAUCAGGUUAAGACUAACCAUAUCCCGAACUUACUUUUGUUUUGAAGAUGUUCUGAGAUGAAACUGAUAGUGAUUUUCUCACCUGACAAAAGUUUGACAGGCAACAAGCACAUUACUCAAAAGGUCGGACUGUUCCUUUAACUUUUGGACGUUACGCUCUCUGAAAUCAGCAGCUGCAUCCUCUCUUGCCUUCAGAAAUCAGAAUAACUUUGUUCUCUCUUUUGUGAAUGAUCAAAGGAAACAAACGCUGUUGAUGUUGUUCUUGCCAUCAUCUUGAAACUAAAUUUCUCAUUAAACCGGGUGCAUGUGGGGUUAACAUUAUCUGGAUCACUGAACAUUAGUUUGACAUAGUGAGUGAUAAAAGUACAAAUGGGCUUAGUAACUGUAAUAGUAUUCAACCUGAAGUUGUCAUUUUCCUGUAUCCGUCCAAUCCACACAUACACACACACACACUUAAACACUCACUCAUGCACCAAGUCCAUUCUCCAGCUGGCUGCGGUCCAGACCGACACAUUGGGGGAAGCAGCAGAAGGCAGGUCUGGCCCAGACAGCUCUGUCUCUGUCUAUCUGACGCUGCAGGAGGUAACUCGACAGCUGCUCAAGGUGAACAUCCAAUGAGGCAUGUGCGAAUACGGAGCCUGAAACCGGGAGUGAGACCUAAAGACAGACAGAGAGAGGCAGGGAGACAGAAGAUGAGUCAGAGAAUCAGAGGGAAUAGCACUGGGAGUGACAGAUACAGAGGGAGAGAGAGGAUCGUUACACCCAGUGGGGUUUGCAGUGUCGAAGCUCUAAGUUCAGUCCAGUAUGAUGAGGUGUUUGAAUGUUAACAGGGGUGUUUAGUUUAGUGUGUUGUGGAACAAUAUGGGCACAAAGUGAGUCCAAAUUUGAACUUUAGAGUUCGUCAUUGAAGCAAAUAUGAAAGGAGUGUUUUUACAAAGCAUAACCAGUUAAAUUAAAAAUUGCAUAUGCAGGACCUGAAAUGUAUCACAAUGGCCAAAUGAUAUCUAAUCAAUCAUUGCUUUACUUUGUGCCCAUGCAGGUUCUGGAAGCAAAUGAUUUUUACCAUAAUUUAUAGGUUUGAGUGAAUUGACACCCCUGGAUUUUUUUUAAACAAGUGCUUGCUUGACUUUACAAUCUCUCCAAACUAAGAUAAUUUUGUUUGUAUGUAUGUUUUAGGCCCUCACUACUUAUAAAACUAUAAGACUUAAGAAAUGUUAACAUAAUAAAUAAUCCAGUAGUGCAAUUUGUCCCACUGCAACACCCUGAGCUUCUCACUAACCCCGACCUUAAACCAAGUUCCUGCUUACCUAAUCAUCAUGUGCCAUCGGAAGACUACAAAAUUGGUUAGUCAUUCCAUUCACACUGGUUUGCCUGUACUGUAGAUGACUGGAUGAGUGACUAUUGAGAGCCUUUGAUUAAUCACCCUAAGGUCCUACACAUAGAAAAGAAUAGGGCCGUUUAGUUAUGGCAUAUAUCUGUACUUUAUGUCGAAGCAAAUAACCAAGAAGCAUGGAUUUACAGCAGAAUAAUGGAGUCAGUGUUUUAUGUACAAUCAUGACGUCUGUGUUUGAACCAUUUUGAUGUUCAUGGGUUAAAACCUGUUCAUGAGGGCUAGCAUGACUCUGCUAUCGUUCACAUCCAUGGUAUAUGUACUAUUUCUAUGAAAAUAUAAAUGUCUAAUUAUGUAUUAACACAGGAAAGAAUUAAAAUAUUUUCAAUGCAC
Molecule: messenger RNA, 9060 nt
Organism: Siniperca chuatsi (mandarin fish)
Lineage: Eukaryota; Metazoa; Chordata; Actinopteri; Centrarchiformes; Sinipercidae
Gene: fndc5b
Product: fibronectin type III domain containing 5b
Exons: 5
Coding region: 365-988 (207 amino acids)
Molecular function (GO): protein binding
Source: RefSeq, a predicted model, not a curated record